GAGGCUCUUGUUUACCAGCGAGCUCGGAGCCUGAGUCAGAGACGCGGCGGGCGGACGGACGGACCAGCAGAGAGACUGAGACUGAGACACACAGAGACACAGACAGACAGAGAAAGGAAGCCCCUGGAGCCUGAUCUACAGGAGCUACCGGAGACCGAGGAGAGGCGAGCAGCGAGUCCCAGCCACAGCCACAGACAAGGCUUUGGCUGGCCGAGCCGGCAAAGUCCUUUGUAGCUCUCUCCCCCCUCCUGGAUACAACCCAACGCGCCACGCUUUGCUUUUUCCUUCCCUCCCCCCCUCUGUCUCCUUCCCAAGCUCGAAACAAACAACAGGGGCACCAGAAGGAAAAAACCCUCAGCUUUUAAUUAAGAAAAAACUAGGAGAGAAAAAAAAAGGGGGGGGGGGGAGGGAGAGGAAGAGAAGAGAAAGAGAAAUGUAUCUUUAAAUUGUUACAGAGUGAAGAGAUUACCACCAGUUUGUGGCUGUUGUAUUUGGGGAAAAUAUCUAUUUUUCUCUUGUCUUUCCACCACCCCCAACUUGUUUUUUUCCCCCUCUUCCCCCCUCUCUCUAAAGGAAUGGAUACUGAAGAUGGGGAGGUCCAGAAGAACUGGUGUUUUGUAAAUUUCACAAUGAGACAUAGACAAGGUUGAACGAGUAGAAAAAAAAAACACCCCCUAAGGAGACGGCAGUAGCAGGGAAUUUAAAACAAGUUACUUUUUUUCCCCCGUCCUCUUAAUAUUAAAGCAGCCCCUGAUUUUUAGAAUUAGGGAUUCUUAAAAUACAAGUUUUUUUUUCUCCUCCCCCUGUUUUUUGAUUUUUUUUGGGGAGGGGGGGGUUCUGUUUUGGUUUUUGACACUUUGUUUUCGUUCGGCGGUGGACAUCGGUCGCUAUUUGGUGGGAUCUACAAAUGGAAACAAGGAGGGUCUCGUUCACCUUGUGCUGGUGUGGCUUCCUCGCUCUCAGCGCCUCGCUUGCCCUGGGACAGACUCACAUCGAAAUCUGCAGCGGCAUGGACAUUAGGAACCAGGUGUCGGACCUGCGGCAGCUGGAGAACUGCACCAUCAUCGAGGGCUACCUGCAGAUCCUGCUCAUCAGCGGCAAGGCGGAGGACUUCCGCGCCCUGCGCUUCCCCAAGCUGACGGUCAUCACCGAGUACCUGCUGCUCUACCGCGUCUACGGGCUGGAGACGCUGCGCGACCUCUUCCCCAACCUGACCGUCAUCCGCGGCGUGCGCCUCUUCUUCAACUACGCCCUGGUGAUCUUCGAGAUGACCCACCUGAAGGAGAUCGGGCUGUACAGCCUGCAGAACAUCACGCGCGGAGCCGUGAGGAUCGAGAAGAACAACGACCUCUGCUACCUGUCCACCAUCGACUGGUCCUACAUCCUGGAUGCUUCCGAAAACAAUUACAUCGACCGCAACAAGCAGCAGAACGAGUGCGGGGACGUGUGCCCGGGGACCAUGGAGGACCACCCCCUGUGCACCAAGACCAGCGUCUACAACCAGUACAACUAUCGCUGUUGGAAUGCCAACCACUGCCAGAGAGGUAGGCUGAUCCAUCAAACUUGCUUGAAGUCUUCCCUCUUGUGAAUAGUUGCGACUUGUGUAAGCUGUCCUUGUAUCAGUUCCCCAGUAUGUGUGUGUGACCAAAACUGGGUCCUGGCGGUCGGUCAGUCGGUGUCCACUCUGGGACCUUUGUGGUGUCUUAUGAAGCUUUUGUGAUCUAUAUUGGGAACAGCGUACUCGCUAAACUGCCACUGGCGUUCCGUUUGUACGCGUCCGCAGAUUUUUCUUCUCGAGUGUCGUUUGCGUUGACCGUUGACGCCCGUGUUUGAGGCUUCACGGGUUUCCUCAGACGGUGUUGGUUGGCGGGGUGCGGCGUGUGUGUGUAGGAAGGAACUGCAGGUGGCC
Amblyraja radiata (thorny skate) is the source of this 1909-nucleotide messenger RNA. Its product is annotated as insulin-like growth factor 1 receptor. Bases 908 to 1588 code for a protein of 226 amino acids. Lineage: Eukaryota; Metazoa; Chordata; Chondrichthyes; Rajiformes; Rajidae. The record is from RefSeq and is a predicted model, not a curated record. The transcript is spliced from 2 exons.